AUGGGGAAGAUCAUCUUCUAUGAGGACAGGGCCUUCCGGGGCCGCUGCCAUGAGCGCAGCAGCAACCACUCCAACCUGCAGGCCUACUUCAGCCGCUGUAACUCCAUCCGUGUGGAGAGCGGGAGCUGGAUGGUCUAUGAGCGGCCAAACUACCUGGGUGGCCAGUACUACCUGCGCCCUGGAGACUACUCUGACUACCAGCACUGGAUGGGCCUCAGUGAUGCCAUCCAGUCCUGCCGCCUCAUUCCUGCUCAUUCCAGCACCCACAGGAUCCGGCUGUAUGAGAGGGAGGACCAGAAGGGCCAGAUGGUGGAGCUGAGCGAUGACUGCCCUUCUCUUUAUGAUCGCUUCCAGCUGACUGAGGUCCCCUCCAUUAGCGUGCUGGAGGGCUGCUGGAUCCUAUACGAGAUGGCCAAUUUCCGGGGCAGGCAGUUUCUGCUGCGGCCUGGACAGUAUGGCCGCUUCCCGGACUGGGGGGCUGCCGAUGCCAGGGCUGGGUCUCUGCGACGUGUCCUCGACCUGUACUGA
Messenger RNA from Tachyglossus aculeatus (Australian echidna), 528 nucleotides. Its product is annotated as gamma-crystallin D-like. Bases 1 to 528 code for a protein of 175 amino acids. The transcript is spliced from 4 exons. Gene Ontology annotation, biological process: lens development in camera-type eye; visual perception. Lineage: Eukaryota; Metazoa; Chordata; Mammalia; Monotremata; Tachyglossidae. The record is from RefSeq and is a predicted model, not a curated record. Gene Ontology annotation, molecular function: structural constituent of eye lens.